Dentiscutata erythropus is the source of this 225-nucleotide messenger RNA. Lineage: Eukaryota; Fungi; Glomeromycota; Glomeromycetes; Diversisporales; Gigasporaceae. The record is from the annotation of a GenBank genome assembly.
GAUGGUGUUGAUAUUAAUUUAAUUAAAAAUUCGUUUAGCUGUUGUGGAAUUUCUAGUGAUCAAGAUUUUAAUAUGGAUCGGCAAUAUAAAAUGGAAAAUGAUGAUUAUAUUGAAUUAGCAGAUAAUAUUGAAUUAAUAGAUCUUACUAACGAAGAAACUGCUUGGGUUGAAACAGAAGAUAUCGAUAAUAUCUAUAGUGAAGAAACUAUGAUUGAAAAUGAUUGG